CGCCGGUUGCUUCUCUCUCGCUCUUUCGCCUCUUCAGCGUCGCGGGCGGCGGGAGCGCGGCCCGCAGGCCCGGCAUCCUGGACCGCAGGCCAUUGGAUUCUUACUUAAAAUGGAAGUUGACAUUAAUGGAGAGGCCAGAUCUAUGCUAGCCACUCUCCCCUUGCCUAUCGCUGAAGUGAGUGCUACAGGCAAGACUGACACCGAGAAACCUCGCUGCUCCAGCACCCCAUGCUCACCAAUGCGCCAGACUGUUUCAGGUUACCAGAUCCUCCACAUGGAUUCUAACUACUUGGUUGGCUUCACAACUGGGGAGGAGCUCCUGAAAUUAGCCCAAAAGUGUACUGUAGAGGAAGAGGAUAAAGUUGAAGUGGUAGGGCCUACUUUGCGCUCCAAACAGCUUGAUUCAGGACUUUCCCGUUCUUCCCGAGUGUGCAAAGCCAGAAGCAGGUAUUACCAGCCUUACGAGAUCCCAGCGAUCAAUGGCCGUAGAAGGCGACGGAUGCCCAGCUCAGGGGAUAAAUGCAGCAAGCCACUACCUUAUGAACCAUACAAGGCAUUUCAUGGUCCUUUGCCUCUCUGCCUUUUCAAAGGUAAAAGAGCUCACUCAAAAUCCCUAGACUACCUCAAUCUAGACAGAAUGAACAUCAAGGAACCAGCCGAUACAGAAGUGCUUCAGUAUCAGCUCCAGCACCUCACCCUGAGAGGGGACCGUAUGUUUGCUAGGAACAACACAUGAACAUAAAUCAUCCUUAAUUCUCCACUGCAUCAAGAUUGUCUAUACAAUGUAGACAGCCAUGCACUUGGUACCUGGUUGGAUCAGAAAAGUGUUAUUAGACCAUAACAUAGGAAGAUGAGGUGUGUGUGUGGGUG
This is a messenger RNA of Candoia aspera, 870 nucleotides long. RefSeq names its product macrophage immunometabolism regulator (gene MACIR). The record is from RefSeq and is a predicted model, not a curated record. The transcript is spliced from 2 exons. Gene Ontology annotation, biological process: negative regulation of fibroblast migration; negative regulation of cytokine production involved in inflammatory response. NCBI's taxonomy places the organism in Eukaryota, Metazoa, Chordata, Lepidosauria, Squamata, Candoiidae. Bases 110 to 736 code for a protein of 208 amino acids.